AGCUUUGGGUCAUUUUCAGUGUAGUAAAAAAAGGAUAUAUAAAAAAACAAGUAUAAUUUUAAUAAGCAUAAUGUAAAAGCUACUAGAUUAAAUCUUUGUUGUCCGUUGGUUACAUUUGCAUUCUGCCAAACUCUAGUUAAUGUGCGGUUAAUACGUACAUUCUCCCCUCUUCAUAAAGAGGUGCAUAAUGGGAUGUCGUCACACAUUCUUUAUUAACAGAACUAAACAGCUCCAAAUGCAGGCUGAUAGAGAGGACGGUUAGGAAAAAAGCAGUGAAGUCGUUAUUCCCACAUGCUCUCUUAAUCAGAGGCGUUGAGGGCCAGAUGGUGGAGUGUAACAGGACAUAAAGGAGUGAGUGCUGUUUCAUGCAGUGGGCAUGUCCACUCUACAUCCCCCUGGGAACGGGCUAUUUUUACUUGGAACCUUUUUUUUUUAACUUCACGAGAGACUGAAUUUAUUAUUCAUCCCCCAAACCACACUCCUUUAAAUGGUUCUAAUGAUACUUUGACCUAAAUUAUCCUGAAGCACGAUGUGUGUGUGUGAAUCAUACAAGUGUGUGUGUGUGUGUGUGUGUGUGUGUGUGUGUGUGUGUGUGUGUGUGUGUGUGUGUGUGUGAUAAAGAAGUACAAAAAAGGACCUUGCAUAAGUGCGCACCUCCACUUGAAUGUGUUCACGUUGUGUACGAAAUGGGUUUAAUUUGGAUUUGAUGAAUCUACAGAAAAAAAGGAAGUGAUGUGUGGAAAUCAAUAUAGUUUGCAAAAGGAAUCCAAAAAAAACAUUGCACAAAUCCAAUCCAAGUGGUAAAACAAAACUCCACUUGUAGGACAACAUGUAGGGCUUAAAAAUGGAUGGAAUCCAAUGGAACUGACAGUAUUGAUCUCUGAAUAUAAAUAUAUGUUCCUGCAGUCCGCCUGGCUUUAUUGAACAUCUGCUAUAAAUGAGUCGUUUCCAAAGCAGCACCUGCCAUUUACACACUCUCUACCCUGAUGAACAUACACUCUCUCUCUCUCUCUCUCUCUCUCUCUCUCUCUCUCUCUCUCUCUUUUUGUACAUUAGCCUCCCACUUCCUUGUUCCCCCCCUGCAGGCACAAGGUCACUCCCUCUUUCACGCUCAUUAGCCUCAGAUCAAUGCGUCCUUUUGUCUGUGUAAGUUUCCCACGUUCUGUUCGUGCGCCUGGCACUCGCACAGCUGAAAUCAAACACAGGCAGCUGAGCUUGAAUUUAAUUCCUUGCCGGGUUGAUCCUGACGGGACAUCUGCCUCACUCGCAUCUGUUCACUGUUUCACUAUAAAGGAAUGAAGGAGGAAAGUUGAGCACAGUGCAGCUAAAGCUGUGGUCUCCAACAGUCCUUCUGAUUAGAAUGGCUGUGUUCCAAAUCAGCAUGAUGUACGGCAGGCUACUGUUCUUACUACUACCAAUCGUUGGUCAAAAGCCAACGAAUGGCUCCUGCUAGCUGUGUAUCCAACCUCAAAGCAGCCUUGUUCUGUAUAUAUGAGCAAACAGGCCUUCGGAUUGGCUGGAGUCAUUCUGAUUGACAGCAGGUGUUGAAGGUCGCCCCACCCACACAGACAUCAGGAUGUUCACAAACACCUAAUGGAAUUUCAUACCAAAUUACCUUUAUUUGAUUUUCUCUUCACUCUGUGACAGCUAAAGAAGUCAUGCCCAUUUCUUCUCAGAAAAUCAGAGGACAGAAAAGCAAGCAAUGAACAUUUCAGAAUUUUACUACUUAUUGAAUACAGUGAUUUAUACAAUUUUAGAAUCUAAUAACUUGAAAAAGCUCAUUACUGAUUUACUCAGUAGAAACCAAUACACAAUCAACAGUGGAAAACAGUAAAACAACAGCUAUAUACCUGAUUGUUUACAUUUUACAUCUUUAUAUAUAGUUAUGUCUAUAUAUAGAAGACAGAUAACAAGAUCUGUUAUGAGAGACUUGGAUAAACAUAAAGAAAGAGGAAAAGUAUAAAGGGAUUGUGUGUGUAUGUAAGAGAGAGAGAAAGUGAAAAAGCUAUUAUUGUUGUCUUGCUGUGUGUGUGUAAGAGAGAGAGAGAAGGAGAGAGAGAGAGAGAGAGAGAGAGAGAAGGAGAAAGUGAGAAUGCUAUUAUUAUUAUGCUGUGUGUGUGUUUGCUCUCUCCUUCCUCCAUUCACAUGCUAAUCAGAGCUGUAUAAAUGCAGUCGCUCUGAGAGCAGCACACACUCCUCAUCAACACACCCUCACACACACGUCAAUAAGUUUCACCCAGAAAUAAAGUGUGAUAGUCAUGACUGCGAUGAGUGCAACCCAGAGUGCAGACAGACAGAACAGCAGCAGGGACGAGAGGAAGCUGAGGAAGCCUCUAAUCGAGAGGAAGAGGAGAGAGAGGAUUAAUCAGUGCCUGGAACAGCUAAGAGAGACGGUGGUGGGAGUCUUUGGGCUCGACCAGUCGAAGUUGGAGAAGGCUGAUAUUCUAGAGAUGACAGUAAAACAUCUACAGAACAUCCAGAGUAAUAAAGUUACAGAACCAUUCAUGGACCAGGAGGCACAUCAGCGGUACAGCACCGGCUACAUCCAGUGCAUGCAUGAAGUCCACAACCUGCUGCUGUCCUGCGAUUGGAUGGACAAAACACUCGGUACUCGUCUCCUUAACCACCUGCUCCACUCACUGCCCAAAUCCACUCCGUCCAAACCCCCAAUCACUCACUGUGAGCCAGUAACACCGGGAAUCUGUGAGGUGGACGACUCGUCAUCACCCACCAGUGUGACUCUGCCCACUCUAACUAAAGAUCCCACCCUAUUGACUAGGCUGCCUCCCACCAAGAGCCUGACAGAUCAGGAAAUGUGGAGGCCUUGGUAGAACACUGUGUGUGUGUGUGUGUGUGUGUGUGUGUGUGUGUGUGUGUGUGUGUGUGUGUGUGUGUGUGUGUGUGUGUGUGUGUGUGUGUGUAUUUUACUACUCUGCUAUGUAUCUUAUAGAUAUACCUGUUGGUGAGUGUGCGGUCCAGAUUAGCGCCUCUUUCCUGAAGCUUGUUACUUCCUGUCUGAAGUAAACUUCCUGUAGCCUGCAUUGUAGAAGGCAGUUAAUGCUCCUGUGUUUAUUUAUUUGAUUAACACUGUCAUUUGUUGGAUUAAAUAAAAUCCAGAGCUAGCUCUCUGUUUGCUAGCUGACUAAUACUGUAGAGCCUGUGACCUCUAUGCUGUAUGUAAUAACCGUAUUAACCUGUUAUUAAUAAAUAAAAAAUAAAAUAUUCUUUUCUCUGCA
Tachysurus fulvidraco (yellow catfish) is the source of this 3236-nucleotide messenger RNA. RefSeq names its product hairy-related 8.2 (gene her8.2). The transcript is spliced from 5 exons. The record is from RefSeq and is a predicted model, not a curated record. The coding region runs from base 2259 to 2831 and encodes 190 amino acids. Gene Ontology annotation, cellular component: nucleus. NCBI's taxonomy places the organism in Eukaryota, Metazoa, Chordata, Actinopteri, Siluriformes, Bagridae. Gene Ontology annotation, molecular function: DNA-binding transcription factor activity, RNA polymerase II-specific; protein dimerization activity; RNA polymerase II cis-regulatory region sequence-specific DNA binding. Gene Ontology annotation, biological process: regulation of transcription by RNA polymerase II; regulation of neurogenesis; anterior/posterior pattern specification.